AUGGCACGGAGUGAGAUAGACCAGUUACUUCAACGCCUUCAGGAAGCUGAGAGACAACGUGAAGAUGCUGAGAGACAACGUGAAGAUGCUGAGCGACAACUUAAAGAAGAAAGAAAACGACGUGAAGAUGCUGAACAAGAACAUGAAAAAGAACAAAAACGGCGUGAAGAUGCUGAACAACAACUUAGAAAUACCACACUACCUGAGUUCCUUCAUGCUUGUCAUGAAGAAUUAUUUCGUGGCCUAAAGGUCCACAAGGAUAAGAAUUCUUCAACAAAAGGGGACCCGGCAAAUGCAGAGCGCAAAAUCCGCCCAAAUAAUAUUAGGGAGUGGACAGGUUUUCCACAAGAGCAGAUGGAAGUGUGGGGUUACAUCAUGGAUAGUGGCUUUGUCACCGAACGCCAUUUCACCUCAUUUUCGACAUUGAAUGACUAUGGAAAGGAGGUACAAGACAGGAUGCUGAGCUCAGAACUGGACCUAGGUUAUUUUGAACGGCAUACCGUUGAAUCACGUGUCGCUUCAGUUGUCAAGGUGCUAUAUGCAAAUGUGCGACUUCGACGAAUCUUCCACCUGCAUGGAGACGUGACCUUUGAAAACCAUGCUAAUACCUUGACGGAUGAGUCAAGAAUCGUCGAGGAUUUGAGCUCUAUGAGCUUAACACAGGAUCAGCCACGCCGCUCUAGGCGCUUGGCAGCAAAAAAGAGCGGAGGUAAACACUCGGCUACGCCGCCGGAGAGAAGUCGGGCUACGCAGCCAAGGAGUGUCAGGCCUAGAGCAGACCAAUUUUGCGUUUACAAUAAGGGCUCAGAGCGAAAGGACCCUGCCUUUAUUAUCGAAUAUAAGGCACCUCAUAAGGUCUCCCUCGCCCAUAUUAAGGCUGGACUACAUGACAUGGAUGUCGACGAGGUACUUCGCGUGCAAGAGGAGGAAUCUCCAGAAUACACUUGUCGCCGCGUUAUAGCAGCAGUCAUUACUCAGGCUUAUUCUUAUAUGAUCAAGGGCGGCCUGGAAUUUGGUUACGUGUGUACUGGUGAAGCGUUUAUAUUUCUCCGUGUACCCCAUGAUGACUUUUCUACCGUAUACUACUACUUGUCAGUGCCAGAAGAGGAUGUUGGGCAAUCAACAGGGUGGAGUGGUAAUCUACAUGAUGAUAACCGGCUGCACCUUACUGCAGUGGGCCAGGUAUUGGCUUUCACUCUCCGGGCUUUACAAGCGCCGGUACGGGAUGCUGCUUGGAAACGCCGCGCAGAAGACAGUCUAGAGACAUGGUCUAUGAUCUACGAUGACCUCUUAGAUGAAAUUUCGGAGUAUAAUAUACCAUCUUCCGCCUUCAAAUCGCCACCGAGUCAGAACGGAUACCUCCGCGUAUCUCCUGUUAAAACCAGGUCAAUGUCCGCUGCGGUCGCUUCUUGCAAUUCUUCACAGCAUCAGAGAUUAUCUAACGACGAUGAUACCGAGGACGAUCCAGAUACACCCAGUCGACAGCCACAAAAGCCUCGUGUUCUUCACUCGUCACCUUCAUGUUCGUCGCCUUCGAAAACGUCAGAAGGCUCACAUACCAAGGGCAAAUUUCGGCAGUAUUGCACACAACAAUGCCUAAGGGACUUGAUCAUGAAGGGAAAUUUAGAUAUCAAGUGUCCUAACGCUCUGGACCAUGGUCAACAUCAAUUGGGUCUGGGAGCCCUUAUGCUUCGAUUAUAUGAGCAGCUCUCUAGCAACAAUCCCAAUUGCGAGUCCCUGCAUAUCCAUGGAACACGCGGGGCACUUUUCAAAGUAACCCUCUUGCCGCAAGGUUAUACCUUUGUGGGGAAAGGUGUGCCGGUCGAGUUUGUGAACUACUUGAAGCAUGAAGAGUCUGUGUAUUCCCAUCUUACCCCAAUUCAAGGGGUAUAUGUGCCAGUAGUACUCGGCAGCCUCGAACUUCGUCAGCCGCUCUCAUAUGAUGGCAUUGCAGAUAUGGUUCAUAUGAUGUUCAUGAGCUAUACGGGGCAAACGCUAGUAAAGCGGAAUGAAACUGACCGCACCCAAUUGAUUCCAAAAGUCGAGGAAUCUUUACAAGCGAUUCACCGACUUGGCGUGAUCCACCGUGAUCCAAUAGCUGGAAACAUGACCUGGAAUGAAGAAUGCAGGCAGGUCAUGUUCAUUGACUUUGAGCGGGCAGCGGUUAAAAACAGACGAAACCCAUUAAAGUCCGUAUCGCCAAAUAAAAAGCGAAAACGAGAGACCAGGAUAUUGGACAAGCGCUCAAAAACGGGUUUUAAUUGCUUUGAGCGUGAAAUACAACGUAUGAAAAACAACAUAUGA
Molecule: messenger RNA, 2304 nt
Organism: Talaromyces stipitatus ATCC 10500
Lineage: Eukaryota; Fungi; Ascomycota; Eurotiomycetes; Eurotiales; Trichocomaceae
Exons: 1
Coding region: 1-2304 (767 amino acids)
Source: RefSeq, a predicted model, not a curated record